Messenger RNA from Spodoptera litura, 1303 nucleotides. RefSeq lists its product as uncharacterized. The record is from RefSeq and is a predicted model, not a curated record. NCBI's taxonomy places the organism in Eukaryota, Metazoa, Arthropoda, Insecta, Lepidoptera, Noctuidae.
UGGAACCACAGACUGUCCAAGCAUUAAGAUGUCUGCCAAAGCAAUUGUAUUAGCUGCAUUCCUGUGCGUCGCCCAAUGCAACCCACUGGGUCUGGGCGGCACCACCGUCUGCGAGUCCGGCCCCAACUUCCUCGGCGGACUGGGCACGACAGUCUGUGAAUCUGGCCCCAUCGGCUUGGGCGGCCUCGGCUAUCUUGGCGGUAUCGGCGGACUUGGCGGACUAGGGAGUCUUGGGCUCGGAGGGAUCGGGCUUGGCGGCUUAGGCUCGGCAACCGUUUGCGAAUCUGUCCCAGCUUUUGGAUGGGGUGGACUCGGUUUGGGCGGUCUCGGUCUCGGUGGAAUCGGCGGAGUCGGCGGAGUCGGCCUCGGCGGGCUCGGAUCAACGACAGUUUGCGAAUCAGGCCCUGGCCUAGGAGUCGGUAUGGGCGGCCUUGGGAUGGGCAUGGGGAUGGGUGGUUUAGGUGGCGCUACUGUGUGUGAGUCGGUACCUAACUACGGUUUGGGAGGAAUUGGCUUGGGAGGCUUGGGAGGAUUGGGGUCUUAUGGCCUUGGCCUUGGUGGAUUGGGUGGUAUUGGACUCGGCGGUCUUGGCACAACUGUCUGUGAAUCCGUACCGAAUAUUGGACUCGGAGGCCUAGGCUACUUAGGCGGUAUGGGAGGCUUAGGUAUGGGCGGCUUAGGUGUGGGGUCUACUACCGUUUGUGAGUCCUCACCGAACAUGGGUUGGGGUCUUGGCGGAUUAGGACUGGGUGGACUUGGCCCUAUUGGUGGUUUAGGAGGUUUGGGUGGUUUAGGCCUUGGAGGUUUAGGCUUAGGAGGCUUGGGAGGUGCUACUGUCUGUGAAACCAUACCUAGCUAUGGCGGCUGGGGUAUGGGCGGUUUAGGUUUCGGCGGUUUGGGAGGCUUAAGCAUGCCCUUAGGACUUGGCCUCGGAGGUCUUGGCUAUAGCAGUUUGGGCCUAGGCUUGGGCGGACUUGGCGGGAUUGGCGGGAUCGGCGGGAUAGGGGGAAUUGGAGGCGGAACCACAGUUUGCGAGUCCAGUCCUAAUUUGGGCCUCGGUUUAGGUUUGGGGUACCCAGGUUUAGGCGUUGGGGUUCUAGGCCGUCCUUUUUUAUAGAUAGUAACACCUGUUCGUCCCAUUAUACAAGCAACACGUUAAUUAAUGGACCCUAUCCCGUUGUCUCUCGGGACAGUUCCGGCACUUAUACUGACCGGUCCCUCAAAAUGGCACUUUGAUUAAAAAUUCAAGCAUAAUAAAAAAAUACUUCAGAUUUAUUGUUUUCGUACAGACUUAUUAAAAAAA